This is a messenger RNA of Necator americanus (New World hookworm), 450 nucleotides long. RefSeq lists its product as uncharacterized. NCBI's taxonomy places the organism in Eukaryota, Metazoa, Nematoda, Chromadorea, Rhabditida, Ancylostomatidae. The coding region runs from base 1 to 450 and encodes 149 amino acids. The record is from RefSeq and is a predicted model, not a curated record. The transcript has 2 exons.
AUGCGGACGGCUGAGGACCACGAUCUUUGGUACAAGAACUCCAGCCCCGGCUCCAACCCGGUUGAACUGCUGGUCAAGUCGACUCCAGCACCAGCUCCAAGCCCGAUCGAAGUGCUGGGCAAGUCCAUUUUUGGUAAAAGUACUCUAGACAGUGACACGCCGUGCGCUGAACAGCGACAUCAAAACGGAUGCCGAAACUGUGCGUACCAUCAUGGAAGACCAAACCAAGGCGCAGCAGCAAAUGUUCACCGAGUUGAUGAAGCGCAUGAAAAAGAUGGCCUCCGCUUCACACCCAGCCGUUCCAAGCCGUUGCGUUCGUGCCCUUUGCAAGAUAGAGGACAACCUUCAAACCAGCUAAAGGAGCUUGCUGCUGAAGUUCAGCACUUUCUCGUCAUUCGUCAGGAUGCCGCACUUCAACGUCGUGGAUUCGCAAAAGAGUCAAAAUCGUGA